Molecule: messenger RNA, 500 nt
Organism: Staurois parvus
Lineage: Eukaryota; Metazoa; Chordata; Amphibia; Anura; Ranidae
Source: the annotation of a GenBank genome assembly
AUCAAGCACCUAGGCAUGCAGACUGCUUAUACAAACAUUUAUAAAAGAAUGGGUCACUCUGAAGAGCUCAGUGAAUUCAAAGGUGGUACCAUGAUAGGUUGCCACCUGUGCAAUAAGUCCAUCUGUGAAAUUUCCUUGCUACUAAAUAUUCCACGGUCAACUGUUAGUGGUAUUAUAACAAAGUGGAAGCAACUGGGAAGAACAGUAACUCAGCCACAAAGUGGUAAGCCAUGUAAAAUGACAGAGCAGGGUCAGCGCAUGCUGAAGCUCACAGUGUGCAGAAGUCGCUAUUUAUCUGCAGUUAAACUUUCAAACUUCAUGUGGCCUUCAGAUUAGUACAACAACCAUGCAUAGAGAGCUUCAUGGAAUAGGUUUCCAUGGCCGAGCAAAGCGUUGGUUGCAGUGCUGUCAAGCACGCUGCCUCUGGACUCUAGAGCAAUGGAGACAUGUUCUCUGGAGAACAGUACUUGCCUGACAGCAUUGUGCCAAGUGUAAAGUUU